Scophthalmus maximus (turbot) is the source of this 3716-nucleotide messenger RNA. RefSeq names its product ralA binding protein 1 (gene ralbp1). Bases 178 to 2190 code for a protein of 670 amino acids. Gene Ontology annotation, molecular function: small GTPase binding; GTPase activator activity. Gene Ontology annotation, biological process: small GTPase-mediated signal transduction; positive regulation of GTPase activity; endocytosis. NCBI's taxonomy places the organism in Eukaryota, Metazoa, Chordata, Actinopteri, Pleuronectiformes, Scophthalmidae. Gene Ontology annotation, cellular component: membrane. The record is from RefSeq and is a predicted model, not a curated record. The transcript has 10 exons.
CGAGAGGACUUCAAUCCCCGGCAUGCAACGCGUGCUGCCGCGCAAGCGCAGAUGGGUUUAUUUAGUAUACAGGCAGCCGGAAGCUCUUCUCUGAAAUUGGCCGAACGGGGAUAGUUGCCUGGUGUGACGGAGAGGUGAUGUGCAGGCAGCCGGACGAGUGACCAGGUCACGGCAGCCAUGACCGAGUGCUUCCUGCCGCCCAGCAGCAGCCCCGCCGAGCAGCGCCGGGCGGAGCACCCGGGGGGCGUGGCGCGCACCCCCAGCUCAGAGGAGAUCAGCCCCACCAAGUUCCCCGGCUUGUACCGCACCGGCGAGCCGUCGCCGCCCCACGAUGGCCAUCAUCAUCACCACCACGAGGUGCCCGACGUCUACGUCUCUGACGACGACAAGGAGCACGGCAAGAAGAAGAACAAGUUCAAGAAGAAGGAGAAAAGGACGGAAGGCUACGCCGCCUUCCAGGAGGACAGUUCAGCGGACGAGGCAGAGAGCCCGUCAAAGAUGAAGCGCUCCAAAGGAAUCCACGUGUUCAAGAAGCCAAGCUUCUCCAAGAAGAAAGAGAAGGACUUCAAGGUGAAGGAGAAGGAAAAGGGCCCCAAGGAGGACAAGGCCAAGGACAAGAAAUCCAAGGACCUGACGGCCGCCGACGUUGUGAAACAGUGGAAAGAGAAGAAGAAGAAGAAGAAGCCGACGACAACGGAGGCAGAGCCUGUCCCAGUGGAGGUCCCCACCUUCAGGCCGAUCUUCGGAGCUCCCCUGACGGAGGCUGUGAAGAGGACGGCUCUGUAUGACGGCAUCCAGCUGCCGGCCAUCUUCAGAGAGUGCGUGGACUACAUCGAGAACUACGGAAUGAAGUGUGAGGGAAUCUACCGGGUGUCAGGUAUGAAGUCCAAGGUGGACGAACUGAAAGCAGCGUACGACCGCGAGGAGUGCCCCUGUUUGGAGGAGUACGACCCUCACACGGUCGCCAGUCUGCUGAAGCAGUACCUCCGCGAGCUGCCGGAGAACGUGCUGGGCCGAGACCUGGCCCAGCGCUUCGAGGACGCCUGCGGUCGGCAGGUGGAGGCCGAGAAGAUGACGGAGUUCCAGAGGCUGCUGUCCGAGGUGCCGCCUGAGAGCCGGCUCCUCCUCUCCUGGCUUGUCACGCACAUGGACCACGUCAUUGCCCGGGAGGCCGACACCAAGAUGAACAUUCAGAACAUCUCCAUUGUCCUCAACCCGACCGUACAGAUCGGGAACCGAGUUCUUUACAUGUUCUUCACACACGUGACGGAGCUGUUUGGCAACGUGGUGCUGAAGCCGGCAGUGCGUCCCCUCCGCUGGUCCAACAUGGCGACCAUGCCGGCGCUGCCCGAGACCCAGGAGAACGUCAAGGAGGAGAUCCGACGUCAGGAGUUCCUGCUGAACUGCCUGCACAGGGACCUGCAGGCGGGCGUGAAGGACUUGUCCAAAGAGGAGCGACUCUGGGAAGUUCAGCGAAUCCUUACAGCUCUGAAACGCAAACUGAGGGAGGCCAAACGUCAGGAGUGUGAGACUAAAAUAGCUCAGGAGAUAGCGAGCCUGUCCAAGGAAGAUGUUUCCAAAGAGGAAAUGACAGAAAAUGAGGAGGAAGUCAUCAACCUCCUCUUGGCUCAGGAAAACGAGAUCCUGACCGAGCAGGAGGAGCUGAUCUCCCUGGAGCAGGUGCUUCGUAGACAGAUCGCUACCGAGAAAGAAGAAAUCGAGAGACUGCGAGCGGAGAUCGCGGACAUACAGAGUCGGCAGCAGGGUCGCAGUGAGACGGAGGAAUACUCAUCAGACAGCGAAAGCGAGAGUGAAGAUGAGGAAGAGCUGCAGAUGAUUUUGGAAGAUCUGCAGAAGCAAAACGAGGAACUGGAGAACAAAAACACCCACCUGAAUCAGGCCAUCCACGAGGAGCAGGAAGCCAUCUUGGAACUCCGUGUCCAGCUUCGCCUCCUGCACAGCCAAAAACUGCAGCAGGAACCGGCUGUCCAGCCGCCGCCGGCCGAGCAGGCGCCGCCCGCACAGCCGAGCCCGGAGCAUCGCAGCGAGGAGCAAACCAAGCGCUCUGUAAAUGCGGUGGUGGCCGCUGCCACCGCCGCCGCCGACACGGCUCCCUUGACCGAGGGCAAGGCAGCGAAGGAUCCUUUGAAGCCCUCACCGAACAAAGACAAGAGAGACUCCAGCAUGUGACAGGUCGGCGACAAAUCUGCCACUGGUCAGUUGUCUCGGUUAGUGUCGCUUGUUAAUCCACUGGAGACUUCACAUUGCUGGAUCAGUGCAUUCAUUAAGUAACAGUGUUCACAAAGUGGCAGCCAUGUAAAAAAAUAUUUUGUAGGUCCAAUGACUCUCGGCACAAAUCCAUUACAUUGUUUGCCCCCCCCCCGCACUAAACACAAACACAAAAUAGAAAUAGAGCAGCUGCUGCAGCGGACAGACGGCUACGAGUGUGAGAGACGAGGAGGGGAAGUAUAUUUUCAAAUCCACAGUGCCAAGCCUGUAUGAGGGGAAGAUAGAGUAGAUUACAGAAAGUUUUUUUUUUUUAUUGUUUUUUUUUACAGCUAAAGUCUUACGAAUUAAUCUGUAACUUGUUUCGUCCCUUACCUAAAUGCAAAAUCUCCGAUGUUAGGACAGAGACCACUGUGCCAAACCUGAAGAUGCCAGACUGGACAUGUUUCCCCCCCAGAGAACCACUAAUACAAAAAAAUGAUCUUUGAAUAAUGAAGAAUUUAUGAUUGGUCUAUCUAUAUAUUAUAUAUUUAAGUAGUAUUCUGAAGAAUACAAAUGACUAUUCAAGAGAUUUCUUUUUUCUUUUUAAAAAAUUAGUGCUUUUUAGUAAUAUAUGAAUAUAUGUAUAAAUAUAUUGUAGAUGCUUUCUUUUUUUGGAGCAGCAGGGGCGGCGGUGUUGUACGUCACAGCUGUGACCAGUGGGUGAAAAAAAACACGGGACGGCAAACAAAUACGCAGAAAAACUAUAUUUGUCACAUUUGCAAAACGUAAACUUACCAGUUGGAGGCAACACUUUGCUCCGUAGUGAAAAAUAUCUUUACCGUCAUCACUUCCGCUUAAUGCUCCAGACGAGGAAACGUGGGAAAGGGCAUUUCUCCAGCGUAACGAUGGGAUAAUAAAUCUUUUUUGUCUCCAAUUUGUGUGCCGACACACACACACAAACACAGGAAAUGUAUUUAGUUUUGCUGUGUAUUUGAUUGUGUGUGCGUGUUUUUCUUGUUUAAACUAUUGUUGCGUGGAGUUAUUAUUUAUGACAUCAGUCGGCAGUAAAAGUGAACACAACGUUACUCAAUCAUUUAAUUUCGCAGCAGAUCCAUGACGGUUGUCAAGUAUUUGUCAACAGCAUGGGCUGACUCACUCGCCGCAUCUGUACAUUAUUGUAAAAUUGCAAACUUACUGUACCUUCAGCUCUUAUGUUUUGUCAUGUCCUUUUUUUAAAUUAACGAUCCGUAUGAAGUUUGUUAGUGCGACUGCGUCUGCUUUUGGUCAGAGUCAAAGCCGAAGCGAUCUCACCCCCCGGACUCAUGAUUCAAAGCGUGUUUAUUUAAUCCUGUGACUGAAAAAGAUAAAAGCGCUCGAUUAGGGUGAGAAGCUUCUUCUCACACUUUUAUUUUCAUAUCGUUCCCAAGCUUUUGUAGCUUUUUUUGGUUGCAGACAGAAUAAUGCUGUGAAGAAUAAAGUGUCAAUCCGAAUAAACCAUCUUGAACCUA